AUGUGCUACCUGCCUCUCAGUUCCACUAGAGAUUCAAUAAUUACAACCCCGUGGUGCGAGGCUCGUGCGACCGAUAGGUACCCGAAUCGUCUGCUAAAAAUAUUUUGAAGUUUAAAGGGCAAAUGCACGGGAACAUCUGAGGCAGCAGCGGUGGCCGCAGUAGUAGACUUUUCGGUCUCCUGAUCAGCCGCCGUGCGCUGUGCGAGUUCGAAUCCCGUCCCAUGAGAAAUUUUUCUCUUGGCUAUGGAUGUUGUGAUUAUCCGUAGGUGGUAGACGGUCUCUGACUGUCGAACGCGGAGGUACCACCCGGCGGAUCUCGUAGGCGGAGCCAGAAUGUGUGCAUGUUUCAUGCACACGUGUUCCCUCGCCAGGUACCCAAUGGG
Messenger RNA from Acanthoscelides obtectus, 383 nucleotides. Lineage: Eukaryota; Metazoa; Arthropoda; Insecta; Coleoptera; Chrysomelidae. The record is from the annotation of a GenBank genome assembly.